Molecule: messenger RNA, 252 nt
Organism: Psilocybe cubensis
Lineage: Eukaryota; Fungi; Basidiomycota; Agaricomycetes; Agaricales; Agrocybaceae
Exons: 8
Coding region: 1-252 (83 amino acids)
Source: RefSeq, a predicted model, not a curated record
AUGUCAUUGGGUACCGUUAUUCAGUCUACAAAGGGCCUCACAAUUUCCGACGGCAUCCGUUUGCUCAUUGAACUGCUAUCUGCGCCACAAUCGUUGUUUAUGAUCACUGUCAAUCUUGUCUGGAGAUCGCCGUGGUCGGUCGUGAAGGCCCUAUUUCUUAUUAAUCGAUAUUAUACGUUUCUGGGGGCCGUUGUCAUAGGAUAUGGCGGUCGUUACCUUGACUUCGGUCCUAAUCUCUCUGCUAAAAUGUAA